AUGUUUCGUGCCAGUGCCCUAUGGCUUCGCGGUCAGUACAAGACACGCCUUAAGAAGCGCAUGGUCGGUUUCAUCCCAAAGGUGGUUCCACGCAAAAUAAAGAACAAUAUGGUGGCUCUACGUAGUGAGGCCAACACCGGACACAUAGAGGGGUACUUAAAGACCGAGACGGAAAGACUUGACGCUACCGGUCGCAAGGUUCAAAAGGUACUGUGGGAUCCUGUCCUGCAGAGACACUGUUUAUUCAAGGAGACAAAGAUUCGAGGACCCUUCUUGACAAAAACAGCCAUCGUCAAGAAGGUGGAUUUCCCUAUUGGGACUACAGGAGCAGCAUCGACGAAGUAG
Messenger RNA from Trypanosoma rangeli, 345 nucleotides. RefSeq lists its product as uncharacterized. The record is from RefSeq and is a predicted model, not a curated record. The transcript has a single exon. The coding region runs from base 1 to 345 and encodes 114 amino acids. Lineage: Eukaryota; Euglenozoa; Kinetoplastea; Trypanosomatida; Trypanosomatidae.